This is a messenger RNA of Magnolia sinica, 1158 nucleotides long. RefSeq names its product disease resistance protein RPS5-like. The transcript has 2 exons. Bases 1 to 1158 code for a protein of 385 amino acids. Gene Ontology annotation, molecular function: ADP binding. The record is from RefSeq and is a predicted model, not a curated record. NCBI's taxonomy places the organism in Eukaryota, Viridiplantae, Streptophyta, Magnoliopsida, Magnoliales, Magnoliaceae.
AUGGCUGAAUUCAUCAUGGAACAAAUAGUUUCUAAGGUCACCGAUGCAUUGAUAUCUCAAGCAAGCCUCGAAGAAAAUAUUAACAUUUUGAGAAAUAAUAUGAAUGAGUUGAAAAGCCGAGCGGCCGACAUGAUGGAACAACUGAAUACAGGACAGGUAAUGUAUGGGAAGAAGCCAAAGGGAGAGGUGCAGUUAUGGCUGAAAAAUGUUGAAAAGAAAACGGCAGAAAUGGCUUCCAUGGUACAGGAUUAUACGGAAAGAGGGAGAAAUUUCUCGUUCUCGCAUGUAGAUUUAGGAAAGCAAGUGCAAAAGAAGAUCCGAGAAACAGUGGAUCUUAAGAAGAGUGGUCAAUUUUCAGAUGGGUUAUUUGCCGACAUAUUGCUAGACAGUGGAAGAAUACCCACAAUAAAACUCGUGGGAGACAGGAACUUGGAAAAAAUUUGGAAUUCCUUAAUAGAUCUUGGGGUUGGAAUAUUAGGUGUCUAUGGUGUUAAGGGAGUUGGCAAGACAACCGUCAUGUCCCACAUUCACAACAUGCUCAAGGAAACUUCAACUUACAAUUGCGUCAUUUGGGUUACUGUGUCAAGUGACUCUGACCUGAAAAGAUUACAAACUGACAUAGCAAGAGAGAUAGGUUUGGAGCUUUUGGAAGAAGAAAAUGAAAUGAGAAGGUCAAUGAAACUGUUUCAGGCUUUAACACGGAGGACGAAAUUCAUACUAAUAUUAGAUAAUAUGCAGGAAGCAUUUCGUUUGGAAAAGAUAGGAAUUCCAAAGCCAAAUAUAGACAAUGGUUGUAAAUUAGUGUUGGUUACUCGUUCGCUGGAUUUGUGCAUAGAUAUGGACUGCCAGAGAAAGUUGAAAGUGGACAUUCUAUCAAAAGACGACUCAUUCCAGUUGUUUAUUGAAAAUCUUGGCGCUGAUGUGGAGAUUACUACAGAAGUAGAACAAUAUGCAAGAGAUUUUGCUGAAAACUGCGGUGGCUUUCCGCCUAGAAUCAUUGAGAUAGCAAGGUCAAGGACAAAAUUUGCAGAGAGGGGGAAGACGAAGAGCUUAAAAACUCGACUACAGUGCGGCAGCAGAACAUCAAAAUGCCCCUCCGACCCUGGUUUCUGGAAGACGAAGACGGUGAAGAGCAUGGAACCAAAAGAAAAGCAGUAG